This is a messenger RNA of Plasmodium knowlesi strain H, 981 nucleotides long. Its product is annotated as tryptophan-rich antigen. Bases 1 to 981 code for a protein of 326 amino acids. NCBI's taxonomy places the organism in Eukaryota, Apicomplexa, Aconoidasida, Haemosporida, Plasmodiidae. The record is from RefSeq and is a predicted model, not a curated record. The transcript is spliced from 2 exons.
AUGGAGCUAGAGGGAUAUGGAAAUGCCAUCACCCGCCAGAAGAACUUCCUUCCGAUGUUAAAUAUGCAGGGACUAAGGCAAUACUUACCGGAAAUUAAUGAGGAUUCUUUAAUGACAGUUAUAUACAUCGCUCUAUUCAGCUUGACGUGUUAUGCACUGCUUUUCAUGAGUUAUAGCAUGUCCGCUAAUAGGAAAAGAAAGAACAAAUACGACACCACGGGAGAGAUUUACUUCGAACAGAAGCUGAUAAAAGAAUCGGAAGACAUGAAAUGUUACGCAUGGAAAAACUGGAUGAACCGCUUAGAACCAGAUUGGGAAAAAUUUGACAACGCCAUUAAUAAAAUAAAACAGAAAUGGCUUGAACAGAGAGAACACUACUGGGAAGCGUGGAUCAAAGAAAUUGAACAAAAGUGGGAUAAUUACCAUGAAUAUAUCGAUAUUUCAUAUAAACUUUAUAUCCUCAAAAGGUCUCUUUCAUGGAAUGAGUCGCACUGGGAACACUGGGCAAACGAAGAGUUAAAAGUCUUCUUGGACAAAGAAUGGCAUGAGUGGGUCAACCAAACUGAACACCAUCUAAAUACUUGGAUUAUGAAUGAAUGGACUAAAUGGAACAGUAGCAAAAUUUCGAGUUGGUUAUCCAAAAACUGGAAGCUCAGUGAAAACGCAUACUGGGAAAAAAUGACAAAGAAAAAGUGGGUCAAGUCAUUAUUUAAAUUGGUUCAAAAAAAUUGGCGCAGAUGGAACAAACGAAUUACUAGAGAGCAACAGGAGUGGGACGAUUGGGUAAAGGAGAAGCAGGAUUUAUACAUGAACAAUCAUGAAUGGGAUGCAUGGAAUAAGUGGAAGGCAAACAAAUACAACUCGCUCGAGGAAGUGAAAGAAUCCUUGGUCAGAAAGUGGAUCUCGGAAAAGCGCUGGGUGGCCUGGAUUGCGGAUAGACACCAUUCGCUUAUGCAAGAUAAGUAUGAAAAGAGCAUCUGA